AUAUAGUCAAACAUGAAAAGCACAUUAAUAUUUUCAGUUUAAAAGUAGUGACUCUACUAAAAGGGUAUAGUUAUUUGUUCUUCGCAAAGGAUUAAACAAUAGAAGUUCUAUUAACACAAAAUCCAAGGUUAAUAAAAGAUCAAUGUUAUACAGUGUAUAACUAAAAAAAGGAAAAUAUAUUAAAGGAAAUAUAAAUUGUAUCAAUAUACAAUGAAUAGCACAACAAUAAUUGCUGAACAUUCAUCAAAUUUUCAGCUUCUUCCUGUCUGUAUUUUUUUUGGUAUCACCUUUUAUAAGCAUGACCUAAUUACACUGGGAGAAAAACAUUUAAAUCACCAUCCACUGAUUACUUUUUUUGAAAAUAUUAAUAAUUUCAACAAUGAAUUCGAGAUGAAGCUUCAAUUUUUGCAAAAAAUGCUGAAAGAAAGUCAACCUUCUCAGGUUGACACAGAUGAUAUACCUGAUAUGAAAUACGUGGAUGAAAAAUAUCAAUACAUCAUUAUGUCAUCUAUGUAUUCCUUUGAAAGACAAAUUUUCCAAUUGAAUAUUAAAAUAUUUAACCGGGAAAAUAAUAAAAUUUUCAAGAUUCUUCAACAAAAUUCUCAACGUUUUCCGACAAAAAUCAACAAUGAAGACAACUGUUUUUUUCACCUCAAGGAAAAUUUGAAUUUUUUAGUAACUAAAAGAAUUUUUAAGGAAUAUAUUUCACCAAUAUUUCAAGGAAAAAAUUUACCUUUAGCCAACGCCUUUAAUAACAUCGAGAUUUCACAAAGAGAUUUGAUAAAUGCUGAUAUUACUGGAAAUUCACAAAUGGCAAGAAACAUUCCCUAUUCUUUGGAUGACGAUUUAUACAAUAGCUGCGUUAUGUCACUACAACAAUUUUGUCAAAAAGGAAUGUCUGGUAUAAGAAAAGAUAAAGAUAUUUUGCAAAGAGUUCGAAAAAGUGUCGAGACAAUUAAUAAUUAUGAAGUCAGAAAAUUAGAAACACAGGAAAAUGAGAAUAAGAAACAAAUCAUGUAUUUUAGUGAAACAAUAUCAAGACUACAUUUUGUUGAUGUUUUAAAGAAUUUGGAAGGAAAAGAGUUUUAUUUUAAUGAUAUUACUCAAUUGACAGAUAUUAAGCCCAAUUAUGAAAAUAAUUCCAAGCAAAAGCCAAAAAUUUAUUUAAAGAAUACAGAAAUUCGUUAUCACAUCAAAUUUAAUUCUCAACAUGGACUUGUCGAUUUAGCAGCAUUUCAUGAUAGUUUUAAAAACCAAUACAUUGUAUUUCCAGAAGUUGUGUUCCUUGUAAUAGUGACCAAAAAAUUAAAUGGAAUUCUAGAAAUGGAACUGGAGGAAAAGCCUACUACAAUAGACGAAUGGAAAAAGAUUAGAAAACUUAAAUAUUUCACAUUGACCAAUAAAGAGGAAAAUCAACUUAAAAGAAUGGAAAGUAUUGAGAAUGCUGCAUACCUUAUAUCUUUAAAUACGCCUUUACACAGAUUAGAUGAGAUGGAAAAGUUUUUUAAAAAAUAUAUUUUAAACAUCGAUGAUGAUACCAGUUCAGUUCCUACUUAUGAUAAGUUGUCAAAGGAAAUUCAAUCAGGUGAUAAUUAUAUUCCGCCAAUAUAUGCAAAGUAUAAAAUAAAAAAUAGUAUUCUCGUUGAUGAUGUGCUAUUUCAAAAUACAUUAAAUAGGAUUAAUUAUUUGAAUAAUGCAUUGGAAAUUAUUAAAAAUUAUUAUAAUAAUGUUGAUAUAAAGAAAGUAGAACAUGUGUUUAAAAAAUAUUGGAAUACACCUGAAAUUAAGGAGUUAAUCACUUUUCUGGAUUACUAUAUUAUCUAUUUAGAUAUUUAUGAAAAUGCUGAUUCAAGGUUGGGUUUGUUUAGUGAUAUUGCACUUUAUAGAGUGGCUCUAAGAUAUUGUAAUAUGGAAUUUAUCAAUAAUCCAAUUACGCUUUAUCGUGUUGAGUAUACGCCUAUGGAGGAGUUUAAAAGAUUAUUAAAUGUCGAAAAAGAUGAAAAGUUAUAUUAUGAAAUAAACUAUUUAUUUUAUUACACUGAAGAACAAGCAUUAGAAAAUUGUCUAAAUUGUAAUAAUUCUUUUGAUGGAAAAUUAUUAAUUCACAAAGUUAUAAUUAAAAACCAGGCUGGAUUAGUAGAUUUAAGUCAUAUAUUGAAAAAAGAUUAUCAAAUGCAAUACUUAUUCUCUGAAGUGAUAGAAUUGAAGAAAGACAGGAUGGAGGCGACAAAAAUUAAAGGUGAAGAUGUUAUAAAACUAAUAGAGUAUGACGACAACCCAAAAGAGGAAAGAAUGGUAAGACUAGUAAAAAUGUUAUAUCCUGAACAUUUAUAAUUCAAGCAUAAUGAAAACUAUAAUCUAGAAUCAGACGAUGAGGAUGAUGAUAAUAAUGAAUUGAAAUCAUAGUGUUAUUUCUUUAUCGUUCAUAAUAAAUAUGUGGCUUUUUCACAGCAAAAAGUAGGCAGCUUAUUAUAAAACACAAUGGUUAUCUCUUUUAAGAUGUUUUUAAAAAAUUAUUAAAAACAAACAAUACAAAUAUUUUUAUUUACGCUUUUUUUCUUUCUCUGUAAUUAAUUCAAAUUGCUUUCUUGCAAAUGAUUGUUUCGUAUUUUAUAUUAUUUUUUUUUGUAUUUGUAUUACUACUGUAAUUAUAAAUAAUCUUGUUAUUGGUAUUUAAAGAAAAAAUAAUUCAAUUUAGGCCAUAAUUUAAAAUUAUUUUUCAAUAUGUUAGGAAUUCAAAAGUCAAAAUUGAAAAAAAGGAUUAAUUUUAUAAAAAUAAAUGGGAGCAAGUAAAAAUUUUUAUUUGGGAAAAACUUUUUUGGCAUUAUAAAGUUCACAAAAAGCCUUGAAAAAAAUUUAUAAAUUAAUUAUGUAAAAAUUGUUUAGAAUCUUUUCAAUUUUUUAACUUUCGCAAAACUAUGAUAAAAUUAUCAACGAACUUGAACUAAAGUAAUAACAUUUUUUAUGCUAAAAAUAAGAGAUUACAGUUGGCUUUUUCGUUUAGAAAGUAUAUUUUUGUCGAUAGCUUUGAAAGUUAUACGUAUAACUAUGUUUAAAAAUUUAAUAAUUUUUUAUUUAACAAUUUUUAAGUCUUACGUAGGUUUUUCAUUUUUGAUAAAUUUUCGAAUUUCAAUGUCAUUCUUUGAUUGAUUUGACACGUGCCUGAUGUUCUGAUCGUUUAAAUAAAAAAAAUUAAUCUAAUUUCACAUUUUAUUGUAAAAUAUUGCUUUCUUGCAAAUGAUUGUUUCGUAUUUUAUAUUAUUUUUUUUUGUAUUUGUAUUACUACUGUAAUUAUAAAUAAUCUUGUUAUUGGUAUUUAAAGAAAAAAUAAUUCAAUUUAGGCCAUAAUUUAAAAUUAUUUUUCAAUAUGUUAGGAAUUCAAAAGUCAAAAUUGAAAAAAAGGAUUAAUUUUAUAAAAAUAAAUGGGAGCAAGUAAAAAUUUUUAUUUGGGAAAAACUUUUUUGGCAUUAUAAAGUUCACAAAAAGCCUUGAAAAAAAUUUAUAAAUUAAUUAUGUAAAAAUUGUUUAGAAUCUUUUCAAUUUUUUAACUUUCGCAAAACUAAAAAAAUUAUCAACGAACUUGAACUAAAGUAAUAACAUUUUUUAUGCUAAAAAUAAGAGAUUACAGUUGGCUUUUUCGUUUAGAAAGUAUAUUUUUGUCGAUAGCUUUGAAAGUUAUACGUAUAACUAUGUUUAAAAAUUUAAUAAUUUUUUAUUUAACAAUUUUUAAGUCUUACGUAGGUUUUUCAUUUUUGAUAAAUUUUCGAAUUUCAAUGUCAUUCUUUGAUUGAUUUGACACGUGCCUGAUGUUCUGAUCGUUUAAAUAAAAAAAAUUAAUCUAAUUUCACAUUUUAUUGUAAAAUAUUGCUUUCUGUAUAUAUACAAAUACCCCCCACACAGCACAACAUCUUACACCAGGCCUACAGCAGGCUUACAUGUAAGGUUUGUAAGGUAA
This is a messenger RNA of Leptopilina boulardi, 3955 nucleotides long. RefSeq lists its product as uncharacterized. The transcript is spliced from 2 exons. NCBI's taxonomy places the organism in Eukaryota, Metazoa, Arthropoda, Insecta, Hymenoptera, Figitidae. The record is from RefSeq and is a predicted model, not a curated record. The coding region runs from base 211 to 2334 and encodes 707 amino acids.